Molecule: messenger RNA, 3548 nt
Organism: Perca flavescens (yellow perch)
Lineage: Eukaryota; Metazoa; Chordata; Actinopteri; Perciformes; Percidae
Product: BUB3-interacting and GLEBS motif-containing protein ZNF207
Exons: 12
Coding region: 689-2098 (469 amino acids)
Biological process (GO): mitotic spindle assembly checkpoint signaling; mitotic spindle assembly; attachment of spindle microtubules to kinetochore
Cellular component (GO): kinetochore; nucleus; spindle matrix
Molecular function (GO): microtubule binding
Source: RefSeq, a predicted model, not a curated record
ACGCUGGGAUCUCCGGUUGAUAUUAAGAUUGUAACAUCGCAUAUGUAACUGCGGCAGUAGUGUCAAAGGUUCCAGUUGUCGUUUAUGUGCCUUGUACGCAUGCGCGGUACUCUGUGUCCAACCAUAAUAGUGUCCGACUGUGAAUACCAGUAUCUCUGGUACUGGGCACGUUUCGUUCCUGAAGGUCUUUGGUCUAGCGUUUAGUGUUGUUUAUGACGAAGUGUUUGUCUUUAAAUUGGCUGUGUAAAUAUUAGGUUAGUUUUAUACUUAUCAAUUAAAUUGUUAGCUUGCAAUGGUAUGAAUUGUGAAUCUAUGUACCGUUAGCUAACGUUAGCCUAAAGUUAGCUAUCGCUAGCUAGUACACAUUUGCAAUAUUGUAGCUAGCUAACGUAAGAGCUGAUUGGCUGAAAGAAAUAUGGUAAAAGUGGUUGUAGCGUGGAUUCGAAUGUCCGUUUAAUAACGUUAGUAGUAAAAGCAAACAAAGGAUUAUAGUACAACUGAAUAGUCCAAUAUACUUUCCUUAAACCAAUAUAGUUUUGGACCACCAGAUGGCGUGUGUUGUGGGGCUUGUCUAUGGGCUUGAGACCAGACCAGACCCGACGCCAUUUUCAAUAUCCCCAGUUGUUCUCUUCUGGUCGGUGUGUUAGCUGGUUUACUUCACUGAAAUAACGUUAGUAUUACAGAAAUCAUGGGAAGAAAGAAGAAAAAGCAAAUGAAGCCUUGGUGCUGGUACUGCAACAGAGAUUUUGAUGAUGAAAAGAUUCUCAUUCAGCAUCAGAAGGCCAAACAUUUCAAGUGCCACAUCUGUCAUAAAAAGCUGUACACUGGCCCUGGGCUUGCAAUUCACUGUAUGCAGGUACAUAAAGAGACCAUUGAUGGAGUCCCCAAUGCAAUACCUGGAAGAACUGAUAUUGAGCUGGAAAUAUAUGGCAUGGAGGGUAUUCCCGAAAAAGACAUGGAAGAGAGAAGAAGAGUGCUAGAACAAAAGAACCAAGAGACUCAAAAGAAAAAGCAGAACCAGGAUGACUCUGAUGAGUAUGAUGAAGAUGACGAGCCUGGUCCUUCCUUCCAGCAGCCUGCUGCAGGCCAGCCACAGGCAGGUUACAUACCCCCUAUGACCCAGCCUGGCAUGCCCCCUGGCUCUGCUGCUUCAGGGAUACCACCAGGCAGCUACUCAGGAAUUCCCCCAAUGAUGCCAGGUGUGCCACCAAUGAUGCCAGGAAUGCCCCCCGUAAUGCCAGGAAUGCCUCCAGGGAUGAUACCAAUGGGCGGGAUGAUGCCUCCAGGUCCAGGGAUGCCACCAAUGAUGCCAGGUGUGCCACCAGGCAUGCCACCUCCUGUGGGCCACCGUCCAGGCAUCACACACAUGGCUCAGGUUCCCCCUGCUGCAAACAUGCUGACUAGACCUGCUGUCCCUGCUGCCACUGUCCCCUCAGGCCAGCCUGAUGUAACAAAGCCUCUUUUUCCCAUUGCUGGACAGAUGGGCAGUCGUGUUGCAAGUACAAAUGCAGGCUCAUCCAGUGCAGACUCUCAGUCCGCCUCCCCUAAAGCUCUGUUCCCUGUCACGUCACAAAGUCUGCAGUCAGGGUCCCCCCACCCUCCUUCCUCUACCUCCUCUGAUCCCUCAAAGCCCACAUUCCCGGCCUACACUCAGGCCACCGUAGCUGUGGCCAGCACCAAUGCUGGCAGCAGUACGGUCUCCAAACCUCCCUCUACUGUGACCAGUAAGCCUGCCACCCUCACCACCUCCAGUGCAACCAGUAAGUUGAUCCACCCUGAUGAGGAUAUCUCACUGGAAGAGUUGCGCGCUCAGCUGCAGAGGUACCAGCGCAGUAUUCUCCGCCCAGGCCAGAACAGUGCUGCUUCCCCGUCAGCGGGUUCUGUGGGUGGCAUGAUGGCUCCUCAGCAGCCCAGCAUGAGGCAUUCCAUACCUGGCCAGUACGGUGGUCCUCCCCAGGGGCUGCCAGGCUACAUGCCAGGAGGGAUGCUUCCGUACGGACAGGCCCCUCCUGUGGUUCCCCCAGGGUACCAGGGAGCCCCUCCACGGCCACCCAUGGGUAUGAGACCCUCUGUCAUGUCUCCUGGAGCCCGCUACUGAAGCCUGCCAUCUUCUCUUCAAUAGGUUUAUAGAAGUAUAGUAGAUAUGGUUCGUAGUGUUGUGAAGGCGCUGGAGUUACAUGAGCAGUACCCACCCUUUAUCAAGGCAAGUUUUAUGUAAAUACAUUUCUGUUCUAAGCUUAACAGUGAGGCCUUCACAGCACGUAGUGCUGUUGGACUUUGUGUCCCCAACUUUGUUUGGUGAGGGCUUCAGAUAACUGUUAAUGCAUUCAUUCUGUUUUAUGUGCAUAGUUUUAAUGGAGAGGUACUCCCAUAACCUUAAAUAGUUGAAGUACUAAAUGAAGUGAUAUAUGUAUUGUUGUAAAACUGUAUUGUAAUAAAAUGUGGCAAAAAUGUAAGACUCUUCUUUGCGGGAUGUUAGUGGGAAAAGAGAUGUCACUGCAGGUUUGUACUCCAGUUGAAAUAUGUUGGUAAAUGUUUUCUUUUGGCUAGAAACAAUAUAUUGAUUUUUAAUUUUUAUUGAUUCUCUGAACGUGGCAAGUGCAUUGUACAGCUGCAUAAUUCUGGGUCGCUGUAGCGCUAAAACCCAGAUUUCUCUUCUCCCUGUAGCGAUGCCAUGGGGGACUGGCUGAGGCCCUGUCUCAGUGUAGCCCUGUUUCAGCCUGAGGCAAGUCUCACCAUUUUCUGUCUUCUCAUUCAUUACCAGGGGCCCUCACAGCUUACACGCUGUUGGAUCUCAAUGUCCCCAAACUUGCAGCAAGUUUGGUGAAGGCCCUUGUUUGUGUUGUUGCGUUUAGGCACCAUUUUCUUCAGGCAUGUAAAUUAUGUUCUUGAUUGUUAACCUCUAAUGUGUCAUUGAACCUGUAUCCUCCAUUCUUGGUUGGUGAGAGCAUCAGGAAGCUCAGUUUUCAUUUAAUAACUUUAUACUGAAAGUAUGGAGCUUUUAAAUGAAACCGUAUUCCUUAAGAAGCUUUUUAUAAUAACUAGUCCUACAGUCAACAGCAAUUUACUGCCUAAAAUAUUAAAGCUUGGUCAAAAGUCUGUCACAAACAGCCAUAAAUACAUUAAAUGUUUGUUGGGAGGUUUGUGAUGAACAAAUGCCUUUUCAUAUGAAUGUGAAAAUUUCUUUACUACUUAAUCCUGUUUGUUUCAUCAGCUGUCCUCACUUGAUCAUUUGAGUUUAACUACUUACAUGAAGGCGAAUCCCUACGAGUAACAGGUUAGUUAAAGCUGUAAGUACCACUGCUGUAAUUUUAACUUCCAUUAACCUGUGUUUUGUGUGCUCACACAAUUAGAUGUUAUCGCUGUCACCUUUUUUUAUUUUUAAAACAAAAUGAGCCCAUAAUAAUUAAGCAUUCUACAUUUAUAGCAGCCAAUCAUUCAAUAUGAUUGAAGAAUAAUUUGGGGCAGAAAACAUGAGUGUGCAACACAUUUCUUUCCACUAGUUCCUCUUAAAAUGAUGGUUCGGAGUAAUUUCACCCUAGGGUCCU